Messenger RNA from Peronospora farinosa, 3660 nucleotides. The record is from the annotation of a GenBank genome assembly. Lineage: Eukaryota; Oomycota; Peronosporomycetes; Peronosporales; Peronosporaceae.
AUGACUGUUGUGACUGUCGGCGUAGCCGAUUCGGAGCUGAUGUCUGUGGUGUUAUACACGCCAUUGCCAUGGCUUAUGCGACUAGAUCUUCUCCCUUUCUUAUUCCUCUACGUUACGGCAGUGUAUCUGUACAUGUUGCGGCCAGAGGAUGACGUGGUUCCGUGGAUUUUCGGUGCUUUUAGUGUCUUCUGGCACGCGCUGGCGCUACUGAGCACUGAAUGGAGCGUAGAUGUGCGUUGCUGGAUGUCUUGCUCACGUUUAGCGGCAGUAGUUGCGGACGAGCGUCUUCGGAUACUGGCCAAGGUGGAGCCAGCGCUUGCAAUGUUGCCCAAGCAGCUCUGCGUCUGCCACGUGACGCUUAAGGAGAAGAAAGAGACGUCCAAGGAUCAACUUGUGCCUACGCUUUGGUUCUCGUACCAAAAUGUAAAGUUUUGUCUAUACGAGGACGUGGAUACCAUCAAUUGCAGCAAUGACAGUCAAUUUCGUCGACUUGAAUUCCCAUCCUCCAGGACGUUAGAGUCUUAUCUGCAGAGUAAAGGCAUCAUGUCAACGAAGGAGCUACAAGAGGCUCGUGGGAAGUGGGGCAAGAAUGAUUUUGAAUUGCCCAUGCCCAAGUUUGCUGAAUUGCUCAAAGAACAACUAGUGGCUCCAUUUUUUGUCUUUCAGUUCUUCUGCAUGCUGCUAUGGUGUCUCGAUGAAUACAUGUACUACUCCCUGCUAACGCUGCUAAUGCUCGUGAUUUUUGAGUGCACGGUCGUUAAGCAGCGUCAGCAAAACAUGGACACACUGCUGCAUAUGCGGCGCCCACCACAGCCGUGCCUGGUCUUUCGGUCUGGUCGUUGGGGUCAGGUCUUGAGUGACGACCUCGUUCCAGGUGAUAUCUGCUCCGUUGGCCACAAUGGCCAUGAACGUGAUGCUGUUGUGCCUUGUGACAUAUUGCUGCUCCGCGGAAACUGCGUAGUCAACGAAUCGAUGCUCUCCGGUGAGUCUGUCCCAUUGCGCAAGGAAGCUGUUGGUGCAUCGAUUGUGAAGGAAGAGGACAAGCUUAAUAAUCUUGAGAUUGACAACGACUCUAGUAUGAUGCACAAGAGGCACGUGCUGUAUGGCGGCACUAGGAUUCUUCACCACACAACUCCACUCUUGAAGGAUAUACUGCGUGUUUCUGCGACACCUGACGGAGGUGGUGUUGGAUUUGUGCUCAAAACAGGCUUUGGCACGACUCAAGGAAGUCUGAUGCGCACUAUUUUGUACUCGUCGCAGCGCGUCACGGCAAACAACUCUGAGGCAAUGUGGUUCAUCGCUCUUUUGCUCAACUUUGCGGUGGCAGCAGCAGCCUUUGUGCUCGCACAGGGGUUCAAUGAUCCAACGCGCAACCAAUUUAAGCUUUUUCUUCACUGUAUAAUGAUCAUCACGUCAGUCGUGCCACCAGAGCUCCCCAUGGAGCUAUCAUUAGCAGUGACGAACUCGCUGAUUGCACUGACAAAAAGUAACAUUUUUUGUACCGAGCCAUUUCGAAUUCCUGCUGCUGGUCGGAUUGACAUCUGCUGCUUCGACAAGACUGGUACAUUAACUAGCGACGAGCUUAAGUUGCGUGGUGUCGCGGGGUUGGAAACGCAUGCUGAAUCCAAGGAUAUAAGGAAGCAUCGCGGUGAACUGGAUAUUAUUGCAUCUGAACUGCUACCUCUUGAUACCGAAUUGAUACUAGCAGGAUGCCAAUCAUUGGUCCUGCUGAACGGACAGAUCGCUGGGGAUGCGCUUGAGAUGACCGCUGUUCGAAGCAUUAACUGGUACUUGACAAGCCGUGAAGGUGAGGAAAAGAGCCUAUCAAGCCUUCAGCCAUCGUUAUACUCUGCCCGUCGAGGUGAAAUUCAAGAAGUUACGAUUUUGCGCAGCUUUGCUUUUUCCUCGGAGCUUAAGCGCAUGACCACAGUUGUAUGUGUGCGAAAAGCCGAUAAUAACGAGCAAGAUGAGCAGCGUGUUCUAACAAAAGGCGCGCCCGAGGUACUCGAGUCCAUGUUUACAUACAAACCUUUAUACUACCGGCGGGUGUAUCGCCAUUAUGCCUCCAAAGGAUGUCGCGUCUUGGCUUUAGGCUUCCGCGUAUUGCCUGUGGAGUACUCUUCGGACGAGUUGCGACAGAAACCGCGUUGCGAGUUGGAAAGUGCGUUGACAUUUGCGGGGUUUAUGAUUCUAGACUGUCCGCUGAAGGAGGACACAAAGCGAACUAUUCGGGAGCUAAUGGUAUCGAAACACCGAGUAAUCAUGGUAACGGGCGAUAGUCCUCUGACGGCAUGCGAUGUAGCCAGACAAGUGGGGAUUAACGCGGGGUAUUCGAAACAGCCACUGAUUUUAAUGCCUAAUGCAGAGGCAGAAUCUGUUGAGUGGAAGCCUAUUGACGACGGGUCGCCUGGUAUUGAAGAGGAAACUAUGCCUUUCAACGUUGAGGAAGUUGAGAAGUUGCAAGUACAAAAUGAUCUGUGCGUGACGGGCGACGCCAUGGCUAUGCUUUACAAGCAACAAGAGAAUAGGUGUAAUGACAAUGCAACUGCGCUCGAGGGAUUUCUUACCGUCCUUGAGAAAAUGUGCCUUUGCACCACGGUGUUUGCUCGAACAUCACCCCAGCAAAAGGAGCAUCUUAUCGUGGCAAUGAAUCGAUGCGGCAAGACAACUGCCAUGUGCGGCGAUGGUACCAACGAUGUGGGUGCCUUGAAACAAGCCCAUAUCGGUAUUUCAAUUGUAAAUUCGUCCACUUCUGAGAGUCAUCCUCAUGUGGUUGACACAGGAAGAGGAAGUGGUAUUGGUGCGAACCAGGAUGGCCUUCGUCACCGGCGACAGCUUGGGCGGGGAGGGCACUCUGUAAAUGAGUUGCAGCAGCCUUUAUAUGGCAGUGAUGAGGCACAGAUUGUUCGAUUGGGAGACGCUUCGAUUGCGUCACCCUUCACGUCGAAGAGCUCGAGUAUUCGUGUGAUUAUGAAGCUGAUCCGCCAAGGGCGAUGUACGCUCGUGACCACCAUCCAGAUGUACAAGAUUCUAGGUAUCAACUGUCUUAUCACGGCAUACUAUUUGAGCUCUCUCUUUGUCCACGGUGUAAAGAAUGGCGACCAGCAGCUCACAAUUUCGGGGCUGUCCAUCGCAAUGUUCUUUCUGUUUAUGUCACGAGCGAAACCCGCGCGAAAGCUCUCACACCAGCGACCACCGUCGGGAGUGUUCCGCAUGUCCGUAAUGAUGUCGAUCUUUGGUCAGUUUGUGAUUCACUUGGCUUUUCUAGCGGCUGCGCUCCACCUGGCCCAACCAUUCAUCAUGCUUGGUGACCCAGCGAUGCAUCCAGAUGGAAAAUUUACUCCGAAUGUGGUCAAUAGUAUCAUGUUUCUCAUGUCUUCGAUUAUGCAAGUUAACACUUUCGUGGUUAAUUACCACGGGCAGCCAUUCAUGGAAGGAUUCUGGGAAAAUAAGCUGUUUUAUCGCACUGCGCUCUUCAACUACGCCGUGUUGGCAAUUGUUACUGCAGAGGUAUUUACACCUAUAAACUCGAUGCUGGAGUUGGUGGCAAUGCCGAACAAACAGACUCAGAUUGCUGUCGCAGCUCUUAUGGUAGGCGACACGAUCGUGACGCUGGCUUUUGAACAUGCUGUCCAGAUGAUUGCUUACGUAUCAGGAUGA